Molecule: messenger RNA, 1492 nt
Organism: Pelecanus crispus (Dalmatian pelican)
Lineage: Eukaryota; Metazoa; Chordata; Aves; Pelecaniformes; Pelecanidae
Source: RefSeq, a predicted model, not a curated record
AUACUACGCAUAUCUUCAGCAAGCUCAAGCUUUUUACGCAUUUCCGUUCCAUCAAAUGAUGACUGCAGCGCCUAACAUGGAAACCAUGACUGAGCAGCCGACUCUAGAGGGCAUUCCAGAGCCAAACAUUGCUCAGGAGCCUCCAAAAGAAGUUAAAAAAGGAGGAAGGAAAAGAAAAGCCAAAGCAACUGAGCCAAAGCAACCCAAAAAGCCUGCUGCUAAAAAAGAAAAAUCAGCCAAGUCAAAAGGCAAACAAGAAAAGAUCACAGAUACUUUUAAAGUCAAAAGAAAAGUGGACCGUUUUAAUGGUGUAUCUGAAGCUGAACUUCUGACCAAGACUUUACCUGAUAUUUUAACCUUUGAUCUGGACAUUGUAAUAAUUGGCAUAAACCCUGGCUUGAUGGCAGCUUACAAAGGACAUCAUUACCCUGGACCUGGAAACCAUUUUUGGAAGUGUCUGUUCAUGUCUGGUCUAAGUAAUGAACAGCUGAACCAUAUGGAUGACCACACCUUGCCACAUAAAUAUGGGAUUGGAUUUACAAACAUGGUUGAAAGGACAACACCUGGAAGCAAAGACCUCUCCAGCAAAGAGUUUCGGGAAGGAGGGCGAAUUCUGAUGCAGAAGUUACAAAAGUAUAAACCUCGUAUAGCAGCUUUCAAUGGAAAAUGUAUUUAUGAAAUUUUUAGUAAAGAAGUUUUUGGAAUAAAAGUUAAGAACUUGGAGUUUGGACUGCAGCCACACAAGGUGCCAGAUACAGAAACUCUCUGCUAUGUUAUGCCAUCAUCCAGUGCAAGAUGCGCUCAGUUUCCUCGUGCACAAGAUAAAGUUCAUUAUUACAUAAAGCUGAAAGACUUAAGGGAUCAACUGAAAGGCAUUGCACCAAACACAGAGGUGCAGGAGGUGCAGUACACGUUUGACUUACAACUUGCACAAGAGGAUGCUAAAAAGAUGGCUGUCAAAGAAGAAAAAUACGAUCCAGGUUACGAAGCAGCGUAUGGAGGAGCUUACUGUGAUCGUGCACCGUAUGAAAGUGAACAGUGCAAUUUCUCUUCAAAUGGAACUGCAGCGAGCAAUCCACAGUACUGUGAGGGGUCGUCCUUCGGUGAGGUUCCUAAUGGACAGUGGAUGACACAGUCCUUUGCAGACCAGAUUCCAGAGUUCAGUGCUGGUAUGACACAGGAAGAAGAGGGGAGCAGUGCGUAAGAGCUGUUCCUUCUCGGCUAUGCAUACAUGCUGCAGUUUUAAUGCAGUGAUCAAGAUUGGUACCUCGGUUCUCCAACUGAAGCAUUUUAAUAGUAUUUUAUCUCCCCUAGUUAUUUUAUUAUAGUCCAAAGUAAGUGUGUGGUAGGCUCAAAUCAAUGAACUAGAUAAUUUUAAGGAACUGUCCAAACUUUUUUAAAAAAAGUUAGCCCUUUUUUUGUAUAUGAGUUUUAUAUUUAAUGUAUACCAUUUCUUGCAGUUUUGGACAAAUUGCUUUCUCAUUUGUGAAGG